UACAACAGAGCAUGGGCAGGCUGCCUUGAAAUAGAGAAUUAAGCAGUCUCACAAGGACGUGCAGCUGUAGUGCUUGUUGCUGUUUUGUUCCCAGAAAACUAGAACAGCCAGUGAUCCUCUAGCAUCUGAAUAGAACUAUGUCAGACAAACUGUAUCUGGAUGUGAUAGAAAACCAAGCCAGAAUACUAAGCAGCCAUUCAGUCUGUUUGCAGUGAGAGCAGACGGCUCAGUAACUAGUUAGCUUUUCUUUGCAGUUGCAAAGAUAUUCCAUAAAGGAGCAAAAACCUUAGCUUUAUAUUUCUACAAGGCACGCCUGCCUAGUCUGUUUCUUCUUCAAGCCUCCAAAUGAAUUCCAACAGUAACAGCAAAUCUCUUCAGUGGAAUUAGCACACUGAUUAGGAAACAAUAGCAUUUUUUAAAUUUUCUAUUUUGAAAUAUGGAGCUUCCAAAUCUGCAUGAUGUGAGCAGGUGAGGAUGUCUACUGACAAGCCCAAAUGAUAUUUUCAGGUGUUCUAUUGAUCUUGGCACUGACAGAAGAACUGGUGUUUGCUGUUCAGGUACUGUCUCCCAAUAUAUUAUCAUCUCAGGGUCUCCUGAUGGACACUACCACUAUGACAGCUAUGGGGACGACACCUCGACACAAAGACCUUCAUACAAGAGAGCCCAUUCCUACUCAUGCAAUUCCUCAUUCCAUCAACCCAAUGGAGAACCCUACCCCUUCCAUUGGCCAAAAUCCAGCAACCAGCAGCCAUCAUGGUGGCAAAAAGGAAACAUACCAUUUAUAUAACCAGAGUGCUUUGUAUUCAGGACAGACUCACCCUAAGGGGAAAAUAUUUCAGAUUUUCAAAGGCAACUUUACAGAAUCUUCAGAGCCUUACCUAAAAACAGCACUGCAUUCUCCCUUCCCUACUUUGAGAAGCCCAUUCACAAACCACCAAUUUCAGUCUCAGACAGCAACCUUCAGUGAUCCCAAAAGCAGUGACCCGGCAACUACUACAGACUUAGACUCUUCUCUCCACAAUGACACUUUGGAAGGCCUUAAUAAAGCAGAGCAAGGGAAUGGAACACAGCUAGUUAUGCAGAAAACAAAUUUCACUACCCGAACAGCGAGACCGUUGCCUGAUCCUGAAACAGUGUCAGUGCCUUUUAAACCCACAUACUAUGACAUAUGGGAUAUCCUGAAAAAUAACUCUUGGGUAACCUUGAAUGCAGGUACAAGUGUACCUUUAUUCACCAGUCCCGGAACUGAACCAGCAGCAGCAUCGGGUCAGUCUGUUCAGGCUGGUAUUGAUGUCAGUGUUUCAUCACCUGCAAUGGGAAACCCUAAAGGAACUUCCACAACACAGCAGGCCACAACUAAUUCGACUGCAUUCAUGGGCGUUGUCUCCACAGCCCCUACCACAAAAUUGUCCAGCUCCAUAUCAACCGCGGGCUCCACAGCAACAGGAAACUUCCUAAACAGACUGGUGCCUGCUGGAACAUGGAAGCCUGGUGUGCCAGGCAAUAUUUCUCAUGUCACUGAGGGAGAUAAACCCCAGCACAGAGCAACCAUUUGUCUUAGCAAGAUGGACAUUGCCUGGAUCAUUCUGGCUAUCAGUGUACCUAUAUCCUCAUGUUCAGUUCUACUGACAGUAUGCUGCAUGAGGAGGAAGAAAAAGACAUCUAACCCAGAAAACAACUUAAGCUAUUGGAAUAAUGCUAUCACAAUGGACUACUUCAACAGGCAUGCUGUAGAGUUACCAAGAGAGAUCCAGUCCCUUGAAACGUCAGAGGAUCAUCUCUCUGAGCCACGUUCCCCAGCCAAUGGUGAUUACAGAGACAGUGGGAUGGUCCUUGUUAACCCCUUCUGUCAGGAAACACUAUUUGUAGGACAUGAACAAGUGUCUGAAAUAUGACCCCCAACACAUGCCUGUGCUUGUAUUGCAGUUCCAUCUUAAUUGUCUCCAAAUUAUAAAUAAAUAAAUAAAUAUAUUAUAAAUAUAA
Alligator mississippiensis (American alligator) is the source of this 1983-nucleotide messenger RNA. It is a transcript of the gene TMEM108, whose product is annotated as transmembrane protein 108. Bases 495 to 1895 code for a protein of 466 amino acids. Gene Ontology annotation, biological process: dendrite extension; retrograde axonal transport; postsynaptic density organization. The record is from RefSeq and is a predicted model, not a curated record. Lineage: Eukaryota; Metazoa; Chordata; Crocodylia; Alligatoridae. Gene Ontology annotation, cellular component: axon; postsynaptic density; endosome membrane. The transcript is spliced from 4 exons.